GUCAUGGGUCCCAGUGGCGCCGGCAAGAGUACCUUCCUCGACGCCAUCUGCCAGCGCACGUCGCGAGCAUCCGGCGAGGUCACGAUCAACGGCACGACCGACUACUCGGUCAAGGCGCUCCUGUCGUUCGUCGAGCAGGACGACGCCCUUCUCGGCGUCCUCACGGUCCGCGAGACAGUCACGUUCGCCGCUCAGCUCGCGCUCGGACCGUCUUUCCCGAACCUGUCGCAGCACGUCGACGCCACCCUCGCCUCGCUCGGCCUCUCGUCGGUCGCCCACCAGCGCAUCGGUACGCCCUUGCAGCGCGGCGUCUCGGGCGGCCAGAAGCGCCGCCUCACCAUCGCGUGCUCGGUCGUCGCCAAGCCGAGGAUCCUCGUCCUCGACGAGCCCACGAGCGGGCUCGACGCCAAGAGCGGCAAGGAGGUCGUCGCGUUCCUGCAGCGUCUCGCGCAUGAGCAGGGCGUGCUCGUCAUCUGUACCAUCCACCAGCCAGCCUACGAAACCUUCGCCCUGUUCGACCGCCUCCUCCUCCUCGCGCGCGGCAAGGUCAUGUUCGACGGCCCGACGACCGACCUCGACCGGUACCUCGUCGACAUUGGCUCGCCUACGCCCGAGCACGUCAACCCGGUCGACCAGGUCGUCGACGUCGUCUCGACCGACUUCCUCCCCGCACCGGCCCACAGCAACGCCAUCAGCGAGAAGGCCGCCUCGUCGCCCACCACCUCCCACCUCGCGCCCGACCACAUGUUCCCGACUGCCGACGAGCGCGUCGACGGGCUCGCCGCCACGUGGGCCGCCUGGGCCGCCCGCAACGACCUCGUCCGCUCGCCUUUGCCGUCUCGUGCCGGCGACGAAAACCUCCACGCGAGGUCGCACGGUCGGGCGGCCGCCCUCGUCGGCCUGCGCAAGACGCUCGCGCUCAGCCACCGCAACGUCCUCAACUACAGCCGCUCGCUCCUCGCCUACGGCAUCCGCCUCGGCAUGUACAUCGGCAUGGCGUUCCUCCUCGCGACGAUUUGGGUCCACCUCGGCUGGUCGGCGUCGAAGCUCAACGACCGCCUGAGCGUCUCGUUCUUCAGCGUCGCCUUCCUCGGCUUCAUGAGCGUCGCCGGCAUCCCGGCGUUCCUCGAGGAGCGCGCCGUCUUCAUCCGCGAGCGGGCCAACGGCCUCUACUCGCCCGGCCAGUACCUUCUCGCGUCGACGCUCGUGUCGGUGCCUUUCCUGUUCGCGUGCACGCUCGUGUACUCGCUCAUCAUCUACUGGGCCAUCCCGAUGAACUCGGGGGCGACGCACUUCUUCCGCUUCCUCCUGUACCUCUUCCUCGCCAUUUUCGCCGCCGAGAGCCAGUCGCUCCUCCUCGCCAGCGCCGUCCCUAUCUUCGUCGCCGCCCUCGCCUUGGCCAGCUUCGCGAACGGACUCUGGAUGGUAAACAUGGGCUACUUCAUCAAGAGCACGAGCCUGCCUCGCUUCUGGUACUACACCUUCCACUUCAUGGACUACCAAACCUUCUCGUUCGACCUCCUCGUCCGCAACGACUUCUCUGGUCGGGUCCUCCCCUGCGGCGUCGACGCGGCGGGCGCGUGCCUUUGCCCGAUCGAGAGCUCGCUGCUCGCGACGACGGGCGAGUGCGCCAUCUCGGGCCACGACGUGCUGCAGGACCUCGACAUUGCCGGCGUGUCGGACGGACUCUACGUCGGGAUCCUCGUCAUCAUCAUCAUCGUCUUCCGCCUGCUCAUGUGGGGCAUGCUCGUGUGGAGGAAGAGGUAG
Rhodotorula graminis WP1 is the source of this 1767-nucleotide messenger RNA. RefSeq lists its product as uncharacterized. Gene Ontology annotation, molecular function: ATP hydrolysis activity; ABC-type transporter activity; ATP binding. Gene Ontology annotation, cellular component: membrane. The coding region runs from base 4 to 1767 and encodes 587 amino acids. The transcript is spliced from 9 exons. The record is from RefSeq and is a predicted model, not a curated record. NCBI's taxonomy places the organism in Eukaryota, Fungi, Basidiomycota, Microbotryomycetes, Sporidiobolales, Sporidiobolaceae.